Penicillium expansum is the source of this 453-nucleotide messenger RNA. RefSeq names its product DUF4334 domain-containing protein. The record is from RefSeq and is a predicted model, not a curated record. Bases 1 to 453 code for a protein of 150 amino acids. NCBI's taxonomy places the organism in Eukaryota, Fungi, Ascomycota, Eurotiomycetes, Eurotiales, Aspergillaceae. The transcript is spliced from 3 exons.
AUGUCCACAAGCACUCCCCAGGAUCAGUUUGUUGCCCUCGUUGCCAAGGGCGGCAAUUUGAGCGAAGCCGACAUCGAGGUUGUUUAUAACAAGCUUCCUGCUCUUCCCAUUGAUUUUCUCCGUGGAGAAUGGAAAGGUGGAAGCUUUGACACUGGUCACCCUGGCCACACCCAGCUCUUGUCUAUGAACUGGCUUGGAAAGACCUUCCACUCCACUGAAAGUGUCGACCCUAUUGUUGUAUCAAAAGAUGGAAAGCGUGUAUGCGAUGAGAACUGGGGCCAUGCUGUCCUCCGUGAGAUUCGUUUCCGUGACCUCGUGUCAACCGCUAUGAUCUAUGACAAGCACCCUAUCAUUGACCACUUCCGCUAUGUCAACGACAACUUCAUUGCUGGCGCCAUGGACACUAGCUCCUUCGGUGACGCUGGUACAUACUACUUUUACCUACAUAAAUAG